Messenger RNA from Daphnia magna, 5391 nucleotides. RefSeq lists its product as uncharacterized. The transcript is spliced from 3 exons. The coding region runs from base 1 to 5391 and encodes 1796 amino acids. Gene Ontology annotation, molecular function: nucleic acid binding. The record is from RefSeq and is a predicted model, not a curated record. NCBI's taxonomy places the organism in Eukaryota, Metazoa, Arthropoda, Branchiopoda, Diplostraca, Daphniidae.
AUGACCCACCCAACGAACGAAACGUCCCGGAGGGCCAUCAAGGGCCACGUCAGACGCUGGAUCCACAACAUCCAGCAAUACGACAUCGUACAAAUAGACCUAACAAUCUACAAUAUAUUGCUAGGAGCUGAAACCAGUCAAAAAAGCAUGCAAGCUAAAUACAAUCGACUCUCAGAAGCGGUCGCCAGAGACAUGGAAGCAUCAAACGCGACCCGUGCACAAUUCGAUGCCGAGGUCGAAAGCGUGAUCGCUCUGGAGGAUGAGUGCAACGCAGCAUACGUGAUCGUCAGGCGAAAAAAAGAUGAAUUCAAAGCACUCAAAAAAGCUGAAGAAAGAAAACGGCAAAAAGCCGAUCAAGACGCCAUCAGGGCCAAAGAAAAGGCCGAUCAGGACGCCAUAAGGGCCCAAGAAAAAAUCGAUCAAGACGCUGCAAGAGGACAAGAGAGAAUCAUCCGUCAACAAGAAUUUCAAGAUCAACAGAACUUGUUUCGACAACUGAUUGCCGCCAUUCCAGCAGCAGCUGCACCAGGAGCACCAGCAGCUCCAGCCGCAGUUACAUCGACUAAGCUCCCAAAACGUCAAAUUAAACCAUUCAAAGGGGACGUGCUCGAAUGGACGGCCUUCUGGGAAGGUUACAACGCAGCCGUCCAUGAAUCAGCCAUUCCGGCAGUUCAAAAAUUUGGAUAUCUUAAAGACUACUUGAAAGGUGAAGCACAGCUGUGCGUGGAGAACCUUGAGCUGACAGACGCCAACUACAAUGUUGCAGUGAAUCUACUGAAGGCGAUGUACGGCAAACCGGACGUCCUGAUCGAGGCCCACACCCACAAAUUAGCCACGCUGCAACCAGUGAAAGACAUAGCUGAUACCGCGGCGCUCAGAUGCUUCCAGCUGACUAUCCAGUCACAUAUCAAUGCGUUGGAGACACUGGGAGUUGCAAGAACGAGCCAUGGAUGCCUCCUUGGAUCAAGCAUUUUACGCUCGAUCCCACUCAAACUUCAAGCAAAGUGGGCCGAAUCCGCAACAAACAAGGUAACAGACAUUGAUCAAGUGUUAAAAUUUAUCGAAGAGCAAGUCGAAGCUGCAGAGCGACUCAGCCGUCUGAGAGCUACUACACCAAAGCCGGCCCGAAAUUCUCCGCAACCGGCAAAAAUAACACCAGCAACAACACCGACAGCUUCCCAGCUCGGAGUCAGCAGCAAGCCGACUCCACAAACAAAACAUCCAAACAAAACAAGAAGAAAUGGCAGCCCACCACCCCCAAGGAGAGAAGCGACAGCAUCAUCUUCAAGAAAGCCAAUGCUGCCCUGCGUGUUCUGCAAAGAGAUGCAUUGGGCCACGAAUUGCCCAAUGGAGCUGAAAGAAAAAAAGGAAGUCAUCACCAGCGAAAGAAGAUGCUCUAACUGUUUCGGUCGACACGAGACCACCGUUUGUUUCAAUCCCCACAGGUGUCAGCGGUGCCGAGCAAAGCACCACACAUCCUUGUGUGCCGAGAAAGAUACCAGAUUCGGAUCCUCAACUAUAAUUCCAAAAAAACCGGCCGCUGGAAGCAGCUCAACUACAGCGUGCGCAAGCUCCUUUGGUGAGAUUAUUCUCAAAACAGCAACCGUUUACAUUUUAGGCCCAUACGGAAAGCAGAUCCGAGCAAUUCUCUUCCUCGACGAUGGCAGCCAUAGAACAUGGAUUAAAAAGCAGAUUUCAAGAGAACUUCAACUGAAAAUAAUCCAGGUGGAACAAAUCGCGACCAGGGCCUUCCGCCAGACAGAGGCCCCUCCAGCAGAAACUCACAACGUGGUCGAAAUGACGGUGCGGGGCACCUGGCCAGGAGCCCCAACGAUGCGCAUAGAAGCUUUGGAGGCAACAGACAAAGUAGGAAGCACCGGUCCGUACCAAACUACAGAAUUUGCAAGAAAGCUGUGGUUGGAAAAUGAAAAUUUGGCAGACGACCGCUUCGAACGUGAAGGAGGAAACGAAGACGUCGGAACUCUUGUUGGAAUGGACCAAAUGUUCAACAUCAUGUUCAACGAGCCAGCAAUGACAAGCCCGUGCGGAUUCAGAGCCUACAGCUCGAAACUUGGAAAGGUCAUCGGCGGUCCAUCCCAAGAAACAACAUCGAAGCAAAGUCAAUCAAUUGUCAGUCAACUACUAAUCAAUUCAAAUUGCUCUCUACCACAGAUCACCUCACAGCCAUCAGAAAUUUUUAACAGCAUCCAAUUAAACAAGUCGGAAAGCAGGGAGACAGGAACUUCCAGUCUCCUUCCACUACCAGAAAAUUCUGAACAAAUCUGCUUUUUCGACUCAACAAAAGAGAGUAAAAGGUUUGAAAUGGAGAAGUUAAAUUUUGAUAUGUCGUUAUUUUGGCGUCUAGAAAAUUUCGCGAACUUAAUCGACUGCGUUGCUGUGGAGAAGGACGAUCAAUUCCGCUCCUUCUGCGAAGAAAUCACGCGAUUUGAAGACGGCAGAUAUUGCACGCCAAUACCAUGGACGACUGACAGAUGGAGACUGGAAAUCAACCACCAGAUGGCAGCAGUAAGACUGAGAAGCAUGCUGCACAAGCUCCGAAAAUCUCCAGUCGACUUGGCCAACUACACAAAAGAAAUCGAAAAACUCAUAGCAAACGGAUUUGUAGAAGAGGCUGAUUUCAAUUACGAUGGCCUCCACACUUAUCUACCGCAUCAUCCAGUCUAUCGAACAGACAAGGCCACCACAAAAAUACGACCAGUUUUCGGCGGCGCCGCAAGAUCCAAAUAUGGACCGAGCCUCAACGAUGUUCUGGAGACCGGACCAAAUCUUAAUCCUGAUCUCCUCUCGGUCUUAAUGCGCUUCCGGAUGAACCGGAUCGCCUGGAUUGCGGAUAUCGAAAAGGCCUUUCUCAACAUCGCGCUGCAGCCCGAAGACGCUGACCCAUAUAGCACAUUUCUGCCAUUUUCUACGACAGUCGAGCAGAUAGAAGAGCAGCUUUACGUAGACGACUACCUCGGAGGAGCAGACAACGUGCCAACAGCCAUAACUACGGUAGAAGAAACCGUCACGUUAUUCUCAGAGGCCCAACUCAACAUGAGGAGCUGGGCAACAAACAACAAGCAGCUCCGUGACUUUCUCACCGAAAAAAAAAUGUCGAACCAGAUUGUCGGAAUUCUUUCACCCACAAUAGACGGCCAGCAAAAGGCACUGGGUCUUAGAUGGGACACGAGCUCCGAUUCAUUUAAAUUUGACCCUACAUCUAUAAUGGAAGCAGCCGUGCAGAUAGGAGAAAAAAUCACCAAAAGAAAAAUUCUGAGCAUAUCAGCAAGGAUAUUCGACCCAAUUGGUUUCCUAGCUCCUACAGUCUUACUUUUAAAAAUAAUUUAUCAAAAACUUUGGGAAGGAGACAUAGGUUGGGACGAUGACGCCACACCCGAAGUAAAGAACACCUGGAGCAGCAUCAUGAAAGGCCUGAAGGAUCUACAUCAUUUGGAGAUCCCACGAUGGAUUGGAUAUUCAAAAACUUCCAUCGUCUCCGCAGAAAUUCACGUGUUCGGCGAUGCAUCAGAAGCAGCCUACGGAGCAGUAGCAUACGCACGGCUCCGACUGGAGAACGGAAUUCCUUACACCAUCCUCCUUGCAAGCAAAACCAGAGUGGCACCUCUCCCAAAAAAGAAAGUAACGUUACCCAGACUCGAACUACUAAGCUCUUUGUUAGCAAUUCGUUUAGGAGAGAAAAUCCGAACCUCCCUUCACACCGAGUCAUGGAAAACGACUUACUGGACAGACUCCCUCGUCACACUUGGAUGGAUACGAGGAGAUCCUUAUCGUUGGAGACCGUUCGUGCGAAACAAGGUGGAAACCAUCAGAAAAUUUUCCAACGCGGAUUGGUGGAGACAUUGCCCCGGAUUGGAGAAUCCAGCCGAUCUCGCUUCGCGGGGAGCGCCAGCGCAUGCGCUAGUGGAAUCGAAACUUUGGUGGCACGGACCAGCCUGGCUGACAGAAGGAGAAAGCGAAUGGCCGAAUUCUCCAGAAAACCACUCCACCGAAACUCAAGAGAAAAUCGAGGAAGAGGAGACAAAGAAAACGGCAACUGUCUCCUUUGCAGCAGUAGAAACAGCCCAGCCGAUUGAAUGGUACCUCGACAAAACCUCUACAUGGACAAAACUACUUUUCAGAACAGCCUGGGUCCUCAGAGCACUCAACCGUAUGAAGAAAAGAACGCGCGACCCAGGACUUGAACUAAAAGAAGUCAUUACAGUCGCCGGAAAAGAAAUAACGAUCGACAAGAUAGUCACCGAAGAGCUGAACGAAGCGGAGCUAGCCAUCUGCAGACAGCUCCAAAUAGAACGCUAUCCCAAAGCUUUUCGGACACUCCAGCUCGGACUGCAGAUUCACCCAAAGGAGAAAAUCGCAUCGCUCCGACCGGUCUGGGACAAUCGAGAUCGACUCAUCCGAGUCAUUGGAAGAGUGGCGCUCGCCCUCAGGGAUCGAGACAUUCAACCACCGAUCCUUCUCCCAGCAAACCAUCCUGUUGUAAAAAUGUUAAUAACUAACAAACAUGUAUUUAAUUCACACACAGGAGUAAAGACGACACUGUCAGAACUGAAAGAAAAAUAUUGGAUCGUGAAAGGACGCCAACAAGUGAGAAACGUUUGGUUCGCCUGUGUGAAGUGCCAGAAGCUGACUUCACCUCCUUUCCGACAAAUAGCAACGCCGCUACCAGCCAACCGACUCCGCGAUGCCAGGGCAUUCGAAAUAACCGGAACCGAUUUCGCUGGCCCGCUGUACUACAAAAACGCGACUCCGAAAAGGAAAUCCAAGUCGGCGCCAUCCGUCGAACAAGUCAUUCCGGAACCUCCACCAGAAGAAGAGAACCCGGAUGCAGCGGAGCUUCCCACCGAAGAAGCUCCCGAAGAAAAAGACGAUGGCGACCAACCGGAUCCGACGCAACAAGUCAACAAAAAGCAACCCAAAAGUUACAUGUGCAUCUUUACUUGUGCCGUGACGAGAGCGAUUCAUCUGGAGUUAACCAAGGACAUGACGGCUCACUCCUUUCUGUUAGCUUUCCGUCGAUUCUCCGCCAGAAGAGGCCCAGUGUCAGUAAUGUACAGUGACAACGCCGAAACAUUCCGCUGUAUGUCUCGAUAUCUUAAAAACAUUCGAUCCGACCCAUCCGUUCGCGACCUCCUCGCCAUGAGAAGAACCAGCUGGAUCUUCUCUGUUAGCCUCGCUCCAUGGUGGGGCGGAUUUUGGGAGAGGAUGGUGAGGAUCACGAAAGAUCUUUUGAGACGAUCCAACGGGCGCGCAUGUCUCGCGAGUGGACGAUCCGCUCCCGAUCACUCCGAAUCAGUUUCUCAACAAUCGUCGUUCAACUUGUGCUACGCCGGAGCCAGCAGUCAACCUAUUGGCUCCCAAUUCAACAAGUGA